Molecule: messenger RNA, 1512 nt
Organism: Hyla sarda
Lineage: Eukaryota; Metazoa; Chordata; Amphibia; Anura; Hylidae
Exons: 8
Coding region: 1-807 (268 amino acids)
Biological process (GO): regulation of apoptotic process; adenosine to inosine editing; RNA processing
Cellular component (GO): nucleolus; cytoplasm
Molecular function (GO): double-stranded RNA adenosine deaminase activity; double-stranded RNA binding; tRNA-specific adenosine deaminase activity
Source: RefSeq, a predicted model, not a curated record
AUGAUGUUUGCAAUUGACCAAGGUAAACUUGAAGCUCUCCGAUUACAGUUGGUAGAGCGCUGCAGUACAGCACUGGUCCAACAAUUACUAGAUGAAUUACGUCAUAGACGUGUGCUCAGACCAACAGAGGUGGAGCAUAUCAAUGAAAGUAGAAUUGGACGUGCAAACCAAUGCCGAGAACUGAUUGACCUGGUGAUAAAGAAAGGAGAUCACAGCUGUAAUGUACUACUGAAAAUUAUUAUGGAAAAGGAUCAGGCUCUUAGCCAGGAUCUGAGGAUAACAGCCCCUGUAAAACUUCCACUGGAAAAAAAAGAACAAACCAGCCAAGAGCAGAACUAUAAAGGAAAACUUAUAAAACACUGUACCUCGUCUGGGCUGACCUAUCGCUUUAAUAACUCCGGGACAGGACCAUCUCAUGAUCCAAGAUUUACUGCCUGUGUGUUUGUAAAUGAAAAAAAAUGUGGAGAAGGACAUGACAGAACUAAAAGGGCGGCUGAGAACCUUGCAUGCAAAAGGGCUUUUCUCUCUCUGCAAGCGUCUGAUGUAAAUUAUGUUGGACUGUUCAAUGAUUUUUGCCAGAGAAAUAAAUGCUUGGAUUUUAGUUUUGUGGAUAUGCGCAGAGGACCUUCUCACAUGCCAGAAUUUUUCUGCCAUGCAUUAAUUGGUCAAAGGAAAUUUCCAGAAGCGACAGGAAACAACAAGAAAGAAGCAAAGAAGUAUGCUGCUCAAUUGGCAUUAAAAGUGCUAAAGUCGGAAUAUCUUGGGGAUCUUGAGCUCCAAAGGAUCCCUGGACUAGAUGAUUUAUGAAAAAGAAGCAGAAGACUAUAAUUCCACAUCUGAAGGCAAAUCCAUUUCCGUUAGAAGAUUCAUGCUUCAGCUAUUCCAUUGUACUUACAUCUUUAUUAACAUUCUGAUUACUUAGUGUAAUAUGUAAAUAUUCACAUUUGUUGGUUAUUAAAGUCACUUACCAAAUAUCAAAUGUGUUUUUUAAGCAAUAUUGACAUUUUAAUGUGUGAAAAAAUAAAAUUUUACUGAGGCAAAAUAAAAACCCUAAAAUGAAAAAAGUAUUUUUCCCACAUUUAUGCAUUGGUUAUAUAUUAAACUCAGCGCCAGGAGGAAGAGGCGGAUCUGCUUCAUAUGACAUGGGGGUGUCCGCUAGUAAGAAACUUCUGGGAUGGUAUUCAAAAUCAGAUAAGGGGAAGAUUGGGGAUUAGGUUGGCCUUGUCUCCAGAGGUGUUUUUGUUUGGUACGAUUCCCAGGCUGCCCAAGUUUAAGAAGAAGCAUAUUCAAAACUUAUUGAUUUUGGGGAGACUAAUAAUUAUGAGAAUAUGGAUAUCUGUUAAUGCUCCUAGUAUUGCAGAAUGGGGUAUAGAAAUCGAGAGACUAAAAAGAUAAGAGAAAAUAAGGUGGGGAAAAAACGAAAAAUGUAAGAUGGUUUGGAGUAAGAAAUGGGGAGCCUGGAAGUCUGCUCAACAGUAGAGAUGAGCGAACUUACAGUAAAUUCGAUUUGUC